AUAGGGGUUAUAAGGGUUAUAGUGGUAAUAAGGGUUAUAGGGGGUAAUAAGGGUUAUAGUGGUUAUAAGGGUUAUAGUGGUAAUAAGGGUUAUGGUGGUAAUGCGGGUUAUAGGGGUAAUAAGGGUUAUAGUGGUUAUAAGGGUUAUAGUGGUUAUAAGGGUUAUAGUGGUAAUAAGGGUUAUGGUGGUAAUGCGGGUUAUAGGGGUAAUAAGGGUUAUAGUGGUUAUAAGGGUUAUAAUGGUAAUAAGGGUUAUGGUGGUAAUGCGGGUUAUAGUGGUUAUAGUGGUUAUAGUGGUUAUAGUGGUUAUAGUGGUUAUAGUGGUUAUAGUGGUUAUAGUGGUAAUAAGGGUUAUAGUGGUUAUAGUGGUUAUAGGGGUAAUAAGGGUUAUGGUGGUAAUAAGGGUUAUAGUGGUUAUAGUGGUUAUAGUGGUUAUAGGGGUUAUAGUGGUUAUAGUGUUUAUAAGGGUUAUAGUGGUUAUAGGGGUUAUAGGGGUAAUAAGGGUUAUAGGGGUUAUACGGGUUAUAGUGGUUAUAAGGGUUAUAGUGGUAAUAAGGGUUAUAAUGGUAAUAAGGGUUAUGGUGGUAAUGCGGGUUAUAGUGGUUAUAGUGGUUAUUGUGGUUAUAGUGGUUAUAGUGGUUAUAGUGGUAAUAAGGGUUAUGGUGGUAAUAAGGGUUAUAGUGGUUAUAGUGGUUAUAGUGGUUAUAGUGGUUAUAGUGGUUAUAGUGGUUAUAGUGGUAAUAAGGGUUAUGGUGGUAAUAGUGGUUAUAGUGGUUAUAGUGGUUAUAGUGGUUAUAGUGGUUAUAGUGGUUAUAAGGGUAAUAAGGGUUAUAGUGGUUAUAAGGGUUAUAGUGGUUAUAAGGGUUAUAGUGGUUAUAAGGGUUAUAGUGGUAAUAAGGGUUAUAGGGGUUAUAAGGGUUAUAGGGGUUAUAAGGGUUAUAGGGGUAAUAAGGGUUAUAGGGGUAAUAAGGGUUAUAGGGGUAAUAAGGGUUAUAGUGGUUAUAAGGGUUAUAAGGGUUAUAGGGGUAAUACGGGUUAUAGGGGUAAUAAGGGUUAUAGUGGUUAUAAGGGUAAUACGGGUUAUAGUGGUUAUAAGGGUAAUAAGGGUUAUAAGGGUAAUACGGGUUAUAGUGGUUAUAAGGGUUAUAGUGGUUAUAGUGGUUAUAGGGGUAAUAAGGGUUAUAGUGGUUAUAAGGGUAAUACGGGUUAUAGGGGUAAUAAGGGUUAUAGUGGUUAUAAGGGUAAUACGGGUUAUAGUGGUUAUAAGGGUAAUAAGGGUUAUAGUGGUUAUAAGGGUAAUACGGGUUAUAGGGGUAAUAAGGGUUAUAGUGGUUAUAGGGGUAAUAAGGGUUAUAGUGGUUAUAGUGGUAAUAAGGGUUAUAGUGGUAAUGCGGGUUAUAGGGGUUAUAGGGGUUAUAGGGGUAAUAUGGGUUAUAGUGGUAAUACGGGUUAUAGUGGUUAUAGUGGUUAUAGUGGUAAUACGGGUUAUAGUGGUUAUAGUGGUAAUAAGGGUUAUAGGGGUUAUAGGGGUAAUAAGGGUUAUAGUGGUAAUAAGGGUUAUAAGGGUUAUAGGGGUAAUAAGGGUUAUAGUGGUAAUACGGGUUAUAGGGGUUAUAGGGGUAAUAAGGGUUAUAUUGGUUAUAGUGGUAAUACGGGUAAUAGUGGUUAUAGUGGUAAUACGGGUAAUAGUGGUUAUAGUGGUAAUAAGGGUUAUAGGGGUAAUACGGGUUAUAGUGGUAAUACGGGUUAUAGUGGUAAUACGGGUUAUAGUGGUUAUUGGGGUAAUAAGGGUUAUAGGGGUUAUACGGGUUAUAGUGGUAAUACGGGUUAUAGGGGUGAUAAGGGUUAUAGGGGUGAUAAGGGUUAUAGGGGUAAUACGGGUUAUAGUGGUAAUAAGGGUUAUAGUGGUAAUAAGGGUUAUAGUGGUAAUAAGGGUUAUAGGGGUAAUAAGGGUUAUAGUGGUAAUACGGGUUAUAGUGGUAAUACGGGUUAUAGUGGUUAUAGUGGUUAUAGGGGUAAUACGGGUUAUAGUGGUAAUAAGGGUUAUAGGGGUAAUAAGGGUUAUAGUGGUAAUAGGGGUUAUAGGGGUUAUAAGGGUUAUAGUGGUAAUAAGGGUUAUAGAGGUAAUAGGGGUUAUAGGGGUAAUACGGGUUAUAGUGGUAAUAUGGGUUAUAGUGGUUAUAGUGGUUAUAGGGGUUAUAGGGGUUAUAGGGGCAAUACGGGUUAUAGUGGUAAUACGGGUUAUAGGGGUUAUAGGGGUAAUGAGGGUUAUAGAGGUAAUAAGGGUUAUAGUGGUAAUAAGGGUUAUAGUGGUAAUAAGGGUUAUAGUGGUUAUAGUGGUUAUAGUGGUUAUAGUGGUUAUAGUGGUUAUAGUGGUUAUAGUGGUUAUAAGGGUUAUAGGGGUAAUAAGGGUUAUAGGGGUUAUAAGGGUUAUAGUGGUAAUACGGGUUAUAGUGGUAAUAAGGGUUAUAGGGGUUAUAAGGGUUAUAGUGGUAGUAAGGGUUAUAGGGGUUAUAAGGGUUAUAGUGGUAAUACGGGUUAUAGUGGUAAUAAGGGUUAUAGGGGUAAUACGGGUUAUAGUGGUAAUACGGGUUAUAGUGGUAAUAGGGGUUAUAGGGGUUAUAGUGGUAAUAUGGGUUAUAGUGGUAAUAUGGGUUAUAGUGGUAAUAAGGGUUAUAGUUGUAAUACGGGUUAUAAUGGUUAUAGUGGUAAUAAGGGUUAUAGGGGUAAUAAGGGUUAUAGUGGUUAUAGUGGUAAUACGGGUUAUAGUGGUUAUACGGGUUAUAGGGGUUAUAGGGGUUAUAGGGGUUAUAAGGGUUAUACGGGUUAUAGUGGUUAUAGGGGUUAUAGGGGUUAUAAGGGUUAUAGUGGUAAUACGGGUUAUAGUGGUUAUACGGGUUAUAGGGGUUAUAAGGGUUAUAGUGGUUAUAAGGGUUAUAGUGGUUAUACGGGUUAUAGUGGUUAUAAGGGUUAUAGUGGUUAUAAGGGUUAUAGGGGUUAUAGUGGUUAUACGGGUUAUAGUGGUUAUAGGGGUUAUAAGGGUUAUAGUGGUUAUACGGGUUAUAGGGGUUAUACGGGUUAUAGGGGUUAUAAGGGUUAUAGUGGUUAUACGGGUUAUAGUGGUUAUAAGGGUUAUAGUGGUUAUAAGGGUUAUAGGGGUUAUAGUGGUAAUACGGGUUAUAGGGGUUAUAAGGGUUAUAGUGGUUAUAAGGGUUGUAGUGGUAAUAAUUGUUAUAAGUGUUAUAGUGGUAAUACGGGUAAUGAGGGUUAUAGGGUUAUAAUGGUAGUGGUUAUAAUGGUACCCACUGAUACGUGUAUAUACCCAACUCUUCUAUGUCUAUAUAUCUAUAGUCUCGUAUCUUCCCUCUCUGUCCAUCUCUUCUAUGUCUAUAUAUAUCUAUAGUAUAUACUCUUCUCUCCCCUCUAUUCUCUUCUAUGUCUAUAUAUAUCUAUAGUCUAUACUCUUCUCUGUUUAUAUCAAAUAUAAAAAGUAUGUAAGGGAACAGAAUUCUAUUUUAAUGAAUAAAAUACAGUUUAAUUCCUUGAUGAUGUGCUGCCAUUACUCUUGUUAAUGUUAAUAAUUAGGCUUCCAGCAGGGUUGAGAUCAAUUCCAUUUCAAUUCCAGUCAGUUCUAGAAGUACACUGGAAAUCCAUUUCUCUUCAAUGCUUUUCAAUGAGGAACAUUUGGAAUUGAAAUGGAAUUAACCCCAACCCUGGCCUACAGUUUGUCAGGUUGUGACUUCCUUAUGACUGUUACCAUGGAGAUACUAUUAUAUGUUCUGAAUGUAAUUCUAUCACUGUUACCAUAGAGAUACUAUUAUAUGUUCUGAAUGUAAUUCUAUCACUGUUACCAUAGAGAUACUAUUAUAUAUUCUGAAUGUAAUUCUAUCACUGUAUGUAUCCAUCUUCUUCCCAUCUGAAGGAAUAAACAUUUAUAAUGAAUGAA
This is a messenger RNA of Salvelinus fontinalis (brook trout), 3945 nucleotides long. Its product is annotated as collagen alpha-2(IV) chain-like. The annotation marks the transcript as partial. The record is from RefSeq and is a predicted model, not a curated record. NCBI's taxonomy places the organism in Eukaryota, Metazoa, Chordata, Actinopteri, Salmoniformes, Salmonidae. The transcript has a single exon.